UAAAGAUGAUAAGAGAAUAUAGUGAAAACCUUCGAGAAGAGCACACUAUCUCUGUGUGUCUCUCUGCAAAAGCACCCUCUCAUGGAUUCCCUCUCUCUUCUUCUCUCUCCUUAUCCAUUAUCCCCAAAACCCCACAAACCCAAAACCUUCAAAACCUUCUCUCAUUUCUCAAACCAGAAUCCUCAACACUUCACAAUUCAACCUUUUCAAUCAUAUUCUUCAAUCUCACUCUCUUCACCCCAAAGACCUUCUCCCAAAGCGUUAGCAAAACCCUUCUUCUCAUUCACCCUCUUCAACCUUUUCACUCAGUUUCCCUGCAUAGCUGACGUCGCCGCCGAAGACGCCGGAAAAAUCAACAUUGAGUCGGUUCUGGUUUCCAUCGACGGCUUCUUCAACCGGUACCCGUUUUUCGUAGGCGGGUGCGCCUUCAUCUGGCUGGUGGCGAUUCCGCUGGCGGAGGAGUAUUUCAAGAAGUGCAAGUUCGUGUCGGCGAUUGACGCCUUCAGGAGGCUCCGCGAUGAUCCGAACUCGCAGCUGUUGGACAUAAGGGAUGAGAAGAGCUUGAGGUUUCUGAGGUCGCCGAAUUUGAAAUUUAUUGAGAAGGAAGUGGUGCAGGUUGAGUUCACUGAUGGUGGGAAUGAAGAUGAGUUUGUGAAGAAGGUAUUGGGGAGGUUCAAGGACGCGUCGAACACCGUUCUCUGUGUUUUGGACAGUUUUGAUGAUAAUUCCAUGAAAGUUGCCGAGUUACUCUUUAAGAAUGGUUUCAAAGAGGCCUAUGCAAUCAAAGGUGGGGUUAGAGGCGAGCAAGGUUGGAUGGCUAUACAGGAUUCCUUUUUGCCCCCUUCUGUGCAUAUAAGGAAAAGGGUAAAAUCUUCAAAGGAACCCAAUAAAAAUGGAAAUGGUGCCAUCCAGCAAAAAGAUAGUAACAAUAAGAGUUCCUUAUCCCAAGAGAUCUCCCCUGUUGGAAACCAAAAGAUGGGCAAUGGUAAUGUGAAAAGCUCUGUAGAGUCUACUCCAGAAGUGAAAACUGGUGCUGUAGUGUCCUCCUCUCCUUAUCCCAAUGAAAACACAGUUGAGGUAUGUUGAUACAGUGUUGAAAUACUGUCAAGAAGUAGUUUCACUAUCAAUCGAGUGGGGAAGUGAUGCAAUCCCAAAAUUUUAGCUUUGGAGUACUCAAGUUUUCUUAUGGCUAAUGAGUAUGAUGACUGAGAAACCUAUUUUACCUUUUUCCACCUUUGGGAGUCUUAUCCUGAUAGAGAUAUUACAGAUAUCUUGUUUUGUUUUUCAGUUGUCACUGUUAGAGUUAGCUUUACCAUUCUUUGAUCUGUAUAUAAACCCUGUAUUGCUUCCGCUUUGUGUCAUUCUAUUCUCUUCAAUGAUAAUGAGAAUUUUUCUCCUGGGCAUUCUGUCAAAUACUAGCAUAUCCUCUAUUUAUAUUAAACCAAACCACGUCGGCUAUUGAGGAUUGUAAAAAAAAAAAUCAAAACAAAACAGAUAUGAAUAAAACUUAAAAGACACAGAAUUGAUGAAGUUGCUCCUGGCGUCUUCAGGCUAAUCGAGUAGUGAAUACUCUCCUUCCAGGAAUUUAAAAGAAUCCUAGGAAGUGAUUCUCUUGAUGGGCCUUUUCGUACUCCUCUGGGAUUCCAGCCAUGCUUUUACCACCCUGAUUUUGGUAGUAAUGAUGGAGUAAUUUAUUGACCUGUUCUUUUUACCUUUAAACUGCACCAGGUUAUGCUACAACUCACUGGUAUUGUGGCAGUGGCAGCAACUUUAUUUAUCAUUUAAGGUCAUAAUUCAAAUUUCAGAGUACCCUACCCGACCGUCUAAAUUGUGUUAGAUAUUUACAAAGAGAAUAAAAAAGUUCCAAGCCAGUUCUGAGCAUAUGAUAGUUGGAAAGAAAACUGUAAUUCUGAUGGUUUGAUAUCAUAUCAAUUAUAGCAACCUUACUGGAUAUAAAAAAAAGAGAGGAAUCAUUUGCGUGCUUUUGAUCCGUUCUUCAAUUUUCUUUCUAUUCCGAUUCAAGUUCACAACCACUUUCAAGCUUCGGAAGUUAUGACUAUCUAGUUAACAGUUAUGCAAUACUUUUAAAUAAUGAGAAAUCGUACAUUAGAUUCAAGUGUUGAAUAUUUAUAGAAAUUGUAUCUCAAAUAAUCACAUGCACAGAACUUUUUGUACCUCAGUUGGUGGUGUCGAUAUGUAAAUUUAAGAAUGAACUUGAUUUAGGUGACUUCUGAUGGAAAGGUCCAUUGGAGAAUAGACUAUGGUGAUUCCAACUUUGUCAGUACAUUUGUUAUUAAGAUAUUUGCUUGCAUUAUUUGAAAACAUGAAACAGAGGCACGGUAAACGUCAAUACUUGUGAAGUGUGUUUUCUACUGUUCUCUUACAUUUUAUGUCUUACAAAUAAAAAAAUUCUCAUCAUUUUU
Molecule: messenger RNA, 2423 nt
Organism: Vigna radiata var. radiata (mung bean)
Lineage: Eukaryota; Viridiplantae; Streptophyta; Magnoliopsida; Fabales; Fabaceae
Product: rhodanese-like domain-containing protein 4A, chloroplastic
Exons: 4
Coding region: 82-1086 (334 amino acids)
Source: RefSeq, a predicted model, not a curated record